CGAGUAGUGACGUCUUAAGCGUCAUCGCGGCUGUGCAGUACAAGCGAGGCAGUGUUUACUUUUCUGUUCGCUAGCAUUUUUUUUGUGACUUUUGACUUCCCUGAAUUUACAAAUGUGAAGUCACCCUAGCUGUGAUGUCUCCAACCAUGCCUCAAAUAAGCGAUCCAAAGAUUGCUUUCGCCUACCUGCGCCCGGCUUGUGUCCUGCUGACCCGCCAGCCAACUGUCAAAAAUGUUGAGACCUUGAGCAGCCAGUUAAAAGACGUUGACGAUGCGACUUUGCAGCAGCUCCAAGAGUACGUUCUCUUCCCGCUUCGCUUCGUACUCAAAGUACCCGGGCCCAAGAAGGACAAACUGGUGCAAGCUGUGGUUGAAACCAUGAGACACGUGCUGCAGAACACUUGCGUUCAGACCUGGGAGACACUCCGUGAGCUUUUCUCAGAGGUUUGUCUCUGCCUGUGUUCCCCAGCCGAUCCUGGAAAACCUGCAGAUAUUGCAGAAGAGCUGAAGUUAACGGUGCUGGGAUGCCUGGAAGCCUUGAUUCAUGCCGCUUAUGGCGAUAUCGUCUUUAAACUCUUUGAAACCGCGAUGCUGCCGGGGUUGGGUGCUGCCAUUUCACUGCUACUGGCGUUAGCAGAGAAGGAGAAGUCCCGAGAUGUUCAGACAGCAGCCUUAAAAGGCCUUCAGGCUUUGACUCUUGAGUGUGAUUGCCGUCAGGAUCAUGUAGUGCCAUGCUCAGAGGAGACUGACGCUUUAGGCAGUAGCAUGGCGUCAUUUUUACCUGGAAUCACAAUGGCCGUUGCCAGGAUCAUUACAGGAGAUGUGAGACAAGGGCAUGCAGUCAUUGGUAGGGCUAUCAAGGUUUGGUCCAGGAUCGUUGGCCUUGUCAUGGACGACGCUCAACUUCAGUCCAUCGAGCCUCAGAAGUCCCCUUUGGUGGAACUGGGCAGACUCGAGCAGCUGAUGGUUCAUCGCACGCAGGACUGGGUAAAGAGCACCUCGGGGAAGCUGUGCAUGCUCCUGAAGAAAAUCAUCGCAAGCACGGUGGCGCAUCAACACUGGAGGGUCCGUCUGGAGGUGGUGGAGUUGGCCGACCACCUGCUGGACAGGUGUAGCCGGUCUUUGGGCGAUUGUGUCGGGCUGCUGCUAGAGGCGCUGGUGGGAGCUGUUAAUGAUGAUGAGCCAAGAGUCAGAGAGAGGUGCGAGGUUGCUCUGAGAAAGGCUUCACAGAAAAAUCAGACAUCUUUGAAUGCCAAAGAUAUACAAAGUAAAAACAAUUGUCAGACCUUCACUGACGUCCUAUCGGAGAACCUCCACUCUUUGUCCACAUCACUGCCAAGACUGAUGCGGACUUGUGAUGACCAGAAGAAGCUGUUUGUCCUUAAUGUCUUCCUGGGUUAUUUAAAACUGCUAGGACCACUGGUGUCUGUGGUCCUGAACUCAGCCGUGCAUCUCGAAAGGAUUUCUAAAGCUCUGAUGCAGGUGCUGGAGCUGGAUGUCAGUGAUGUUCGUAUUGUAGAAGAACGUGGCCACAAUACCAUAAUAGAAACAAGCUCUGGUUCUCAGCACUCCACUCACGUGCGGAGGAAACAUUUCCUCUUCUUCACUGAUGAGAAGAUCUUCUCCGUGCUCACAGAGAUCUGUCGGGCAUUAGGUUACUACGGCAACAUUUAUAUGCUGACAGACCAUUUUUUGGAUCUGUACCGCAAGUCCUCUGUGUACAGGAAGCAGGCCGCAAUGGUUCUCAGUGAGAUCAUCAGAGGUGCUGCUGGCAUUGCUGUUGCUGUCGAUGUAAAGGGUGAAGUUGGAAGACCCUUUGGAAAACCCUCUGCUUCCCAGGAAGACCUUAGAGCUGCUGUGAUGCUGGUCAUGGAGGAAUACAUGACCCUGAACAACUGGCAUCUGAUCACCGUCAGUGAGGAGAGCGACAGGGAUCGACAGGAACAGCAGCUACUAAGCCCGCCCAGCCUCCUUUCCAUAACCAACACUCAUGCCGACCCUCUCCAAGUGGCACCUUCCUCCUUGUCUGCGUCGACCAUCCACCAGCUCAACAGUAACAUCUGGCAGCUGUGCAUCCAACUGGAGGGAGUGGCAUGCUUCGCUCAGGCCUUGGGGGGCGACUUCCGUCCCCUGCUUAUGACAUCACUGUACUCUGUGCUUGAGAAAGCUGGGGAGGAGACGCUACUCAUCAGCCAAGCAGCACUGGAGUCCAUGUGGGAUAUCAGUAAGGCCUGCAACUACUCGUCUCUGAAGGAGAUGAUUAAUGACAACUCUGACUACCUGCUUAAUGACAUCUCCCUCAACCUGCAGAGGCUUAGCCAGCAUCCGCAGGCGCCACGUGUGUUAACGGUGAUGUUGACUCACUGCGACUGCACUUUGCUGCCUCUGGUACGAGACAUCGUUCAGGAUGUGCUGACGGCUCUCGACCUCAGCUACGACCACACCUCCGCUCUCUUCUGCUCUGUACUGCACGCCCUCAUGAAGGCACUUGCAAGGUGGUUUCCCCCCAGUUCCAGCAGGACCAAAGAGUCUGACAGAUCCAAGCAGACCUCCACCGACCAGGAAGUUUUCAAUAUCCGCCAGUUUCUGCUGGACUACCGCAAACAGAAAGACCUGGCGGAGGGCAUUGGAAUCGAGCAAGAUGACGUUGAUGACAUUGAGGUUCCUCCCCCUACCGAGACAGAGGAGGACAAUGACACUGAUGGUCCACAUGUCAAAGUGGAUCUUCCUAUGCACCUCAGCAUCACCAAAGAUGUUAUGGAGCGCUGCAUUCAUCUGCUGUCAGACUCAAAUCUCCGGCUACGACUCAAGGUGCUGGAUGUACUGGAGCUUUGUAUUUGUGUACUGAGUGAGGAGGAAGAUGAGUUAUUGCCCAUGGCCCAUCGAUGCUGGCCCGCCCUCCUGCAGAGAUUGACAGCUGAUGACCCACUAGCUGUCCUCAGAGCAUUUAGGGUGCUGUGUACGUUGGGUGGUACAUGUGGUGACUUCCUGAGAAGGAGAGUCUCCAAGGAGGUUUUGCCAAAGCUGAGCUCCUCGCUUGCACAGCAGGCUUCCAUCAGUGCCAAGGCCGGACCCGUCUACACUCACACUCUGGCCUACAAACUGCAGCUGGCAGUAUUGGAGGGACUUGGGUCCCUGUGCCAGAGCUUGGACCUGGCUGAAGCAGACUUCGACCUUGUUACUGAAGCGUGUCUGCCCUACCUUAGCUGCAGACAACCCAUCAGGCUACAACAGGCAUGCUUGAGUGUUUUCCACCACUUGAUCCAAGUGGACCCAGAUGCCUUCUGGUUCACUUUAAAUGAGCUGCACUGCCCAUCCUCCUACAUCCCAGCACACCCCGACCUGCAGCCCGUGCAGCUGAGCGGGAUGGGCCGACCUAGAGACGAGUACUCGGACAACGUCCUCAAACUGCUCAGAGAGGAGUUUGACCAACCACAAUGAUUGAUUGUGACGGCGUGUCGUCUGUCUAAAUGACUCCUGGCUGGCGGACAUAUCAAUUAAGAAGGUGCUAGAUGUCGUAUGUACUUCUGAAGACUCCAGUGUGAAGACACGACAAUAUCUCGCAACGUUAUCAUGUGUUAUGAGUCCAAUUAUGGCUGUAUUAUUUGUAAAUACCUGGCAUACAAUGAAACACCAUGUGAAAGAGAAGGGAAAUUGCCAUUCCAUGGUCAAUAAACAAGUUACAAUAAACAAGUUACCUUCCGAAUUGA
Dunckerocampus dactyliophorus (ringed pipefish) is the source of this 3709-nucleotide messenger RNA. It is a transcript of the gene tti1, whose product is annotated as TELO2 interacting protein 1. Gene Ontology annotation, cellular component: cytoplasm. Gene Ontology annotation, biological process: chromatin remodeling. The record is from RefSeq and is a predicted model, not a curated record. Lineage: Eukaryota; Metazoa; Chordata; Actinopteri; Syngnathiformes; Syngnathidae. The coding region runs from base 135 to 3440 and encodes 1101 amino acids. The transcript has 14 exons.